AUGCCGAACAGAACGCAGGAAUGGACGCGCCCGUCCCUGCGCACGCCGGGUAUCUUCAUCUUCGGUCUUGUCAUGGCGCCCUGCGGCUGGGUGCUCAACUUGACCGCCACCGUGGCCCCCAACUGGAGAACCCUGGAGGAGCCCAACAGACCGCCCAACGAGUUCAUCGAGCAGGGCAUCUGGGACAUCUGUCGGUCCGUCACUACGUCCACGUCAUCCACUUGCGGCCUGGAUGAUGACACGUACUUCGGUAAUGAUAUCAUCGAGGUGGCCCAGGGACUCAUGGUGGCAUCGCUAGUGGUUACCCUCGUGGGCUUGGCUGUGGCCAUCCCUGGGAUCCGCUGCUGGAAAGAGAGGCCAAACUGGGUGGUGGCCGGCCUGGGAGGGAUUUUGAUCUUCAUCUCGGGGGUGUUCACACUCAUCCCAAUCUCCUGGUACACUCACAUCCUAGAAGACAUCACCACAGAGACCGAAAUUGAGACCGUGAGCGUGGGCUACUGCAUCGUUCUUGGUUUCAUCGGCGCUAUCUUCGAGAUCCUGGGCGGCUUCGUCAUGUUUAUCGGCAUCUGUCGCUGCUGCGGCGGGAAGAAUCGCGGCGAGGUGCGCGUGGAGGAAAUCGGGCCUAGUCGAUUCACUUCGCGGCCGCAGGCGCAGCCGAGACGCGUGGACGUACCCUCGCUGAGUCGGGGCCGGAGCCCCGCGCCCAGCAGCGUGCCCUACAUCCGGGAUACCCUGGACGACGAUAUUUCUUUCCCCCGGGCAAAGAGCACCGGGCCCCGCUCCAUCAACACCUCGUACAGCGGGAGGCCCUACGACGCUGACCUUUGA
This is a messenger RNA of Nerophis lumbriciformis (worm pipefish), 828 nucleotides long. NCBI's taxonomy places the organism in Eukaryota, Metazoa, Chordata, Actinopteri, Syngnathiformes, Syngnathidae. The record is from RefSeq and is a predicted model, not a curated record.